Messenger RNA from Oppiella nova, 1876 nucleotides. Lineage: Eukaryota; Metazoa; Arthropoda; Arachnida; Sarcoptiformes; Oppiidae. The record is from the annotation of a GenBank genome assembly.
GCAUUUGAUAUAUGAUAUAAAUAAAUAAUAUUCUGGUAGAUAUAGUUAUAUGUGUUUCACCAAUUGGGUGCUGGCAUUGCGAUUGCGGCUGUGAGUCCAACUAAAACAGUGAACACAUCCCAAACACAUCGUACAGUCGUCUACUGUCGUGUAAAAGUCAAGUCAGAGGAUCUGUAGAUAACACAAGUUUUCGAUUAGUUUUUUAUAUCACUAUAUUAGGUCAAUGGUAUUGUAAUGCAAUGCAAACCAUACUGUGCUCUCUCUCGGCACCUGUCAUACCGACGCUAUUCUCUCUCACUCUCAUUCACUACUGAAAACACUUUUUACAUCUUUAUUUGACUAAUGGAUUAAUGAAACAAUUGAUUAAAACAAUACAUUUGCGACUAAUGUUUUUUAAAUGUGAUAUCAAGUCAUCAAUUGAAUUGACUUAAAACACUGUGUUAUUAAGUUUUGUUGUCUUUACUACUCAACUGUGAUAAACGUUUUUAUUAUAAAUUUUAAAGAGUAUAUACAAAUAUUAUAUAUUAUAAAUAUAUAUACUGUAUAAGUUGAUAAAUCUAUAUGAGAAAAUAUUUUAUCAUUUGAUUGACAAAACAAAUAAUAAGACAAUUAAAACAAAAUGUACAAAAAAGAGAGACCUAAGCUAAGCGUCACUGCAUUACUCUAUGGCACACAAAGUCCUAACGCUUGGCUUCAACAACACUCAGCAUCGAACGGAACGUUGAACGGGUCGACCAACAGCGGGUCGCCGUCCAGUUCUAUACCUCAGUCUCCAUAUCAGAGCACACUUUCCAAUAGUUACAACGGACCGGCCGUAUCAUCACCACAAGUUUCAUCCCCACAAUCCGGUGGCCGUUAUCCUCCCAAUCAUCCCUUAAGUGGUUCUAAACAUCUUUGUUCCAUAUGUGGUGACAGAGCCUCUGGAAAACAUUAUGGUGUCUAUAGUUGUGAGGGAUGUAAAGGCUUUUUCAAGAGGACAGUGCGGAAAGACCUGUCGUACGCCUGUAGAGAAGAGCGUAAUUGUAUUAUCGAUAAAAGACAACGAAAUCGAUGUCAAUACUGUCGAUACCAGAAAUGUCUGCAAAUGGGAAUGAAGAGAGAGGCCGUCCAAGAGGAACGGCAGAGGACUAAAGACAAGGGCGACAAUGAAGUGGAGAGCACCAGUAACUCACACCACGACAUGCCUAUUGAGCGCAUCUGUGAAGCGGAACAACGAAUUGAACCCAAAAAAGAUGAGCAACCGGUGACCAAUAUAUUACAGGCAGCGGACAGACAACUGUACCAAUUGGUGGAGUGGGCCAAACAUAUUCCACACUUCACUGAUCUGCCGAUUGAGGACCAAAUGGUUCUCCUGAAGACCGGUUGGAAUGAAUUACUUAUCGCCGAAUUCUCGCACCGGUCGAUGAAUGUCAAGGACGGCAUCGUAUUCGCAAACAAUAUGAUCGUCAACCGUCCCGGUGCUCACGGGGCAGGUGUCGGCACCAUCUUCGACAGAGUGCUCACCGAAUUAGUGGCGAAAAUGCGCGAAAUGAAAAUGGAUAGGACGGAGUUGGGCUGUCUCAGGGCUGUCGUCCUAUUCAAUCCCGAAGCGAAAAACCUGAAAUCAGUACAACAGGUGGAAACACUACGCGAGAAAUUGUAUGCAGUAUUGGAAGAGUACUGUAAGCACAGUUACCCUGACCAGCCUGGCCGAUUCGCAAAACUACUGUUACGUUUGCCGGCGCUUCGUAGCAUUGGUCUCAAAUGUUUGGAGCACUUGUUUUUUUACAAACUUAUGGGAGACUCCCCUAUCGGUAAGAAAGAAGCGAUAGGUAUGUGUCAUGAAUUCCUGCCCAUUAGUCUGUCUAUUCUCACACAAGAGGCUGCCUGUCCUCUC